AUGGCCCCGCUCCCACCAACAGUGACGGACCGUUUCUUUGCGAAUUACCAAACUCCCAUUCUCAUGACCACGUUCGCGACCCAAGUUCUCCAUCACCAGUACAUACGGCGUACGACCCCAGCCUAUGAAUCCCCCGCGGCUUCAAUCAGGAUUACCUCUGUGCCGAGACCUCUGAGAGCCGGUCUAGGGUGGGCAGCUGUCUUCCUGGGUCUUCUUACUCAAAUCACUUUAGCGAAGAAGACUAUUAGAGAUUACUCGGACCCGGUCAUUGCUGUCUCCGCUCAAAGAAAACCCUGGGCUCGAAAGGUUGAGGAAGGCUUGUGA
This is a messenger RNA of Cadophora gregata, 324 nucleotides long. RefSeq lists its product as uncharacterized. Lineage: Eukaryota; Fungi; Ascomycota; Leotiomycetes; Helotiales; Ploettnerulaceae. Bases 1 to 324 code for a protein of 107 amino acids. The record is from RefSeq and is a predicted model, not a curated record. The transcript has a single exon.